Molecule: messenger RNA, 800 nt
Organism: Lactuca sativa (garden lettuce)
Lineage: Eukaryota; Viridiplantae; Streptophyta; Magnoliopsida; Asterales; Asteraceae
Product: calmodulin-like protein 30
Molecular function (GO): calcium ion binding
Source: RefSeq, a predicted model, not a curated record
AUACUUCAUUUUAUCAAAUCAAAACCUGUAAUUCAAAAAAUGUCAAGCAAGAGUUUCUUCAAUUUCAAAUAUGGUGUUUCAAGAAAAUCAUCUCCAAAAACCCCACCACCACCGCCGUCAAAACAACCACUCCAGCCAUCAAAACCCAGUUCGCCGGCGGUUUUCCAGCCGAACGCCGGCGAGAUGAGACGAGUGUUCAAUAAAUUUGACAAGAACAAUGACGGCAAGAUUUCCAAGGAGGAGUACAGUUCAGCCGUCGGCGCACUUGGUGGCAAGAACGCUAAAUCGGAGGUGACCAAGGCGUUUCAAGCCAUAGACACCGACGGCGACGGGUUUGUUGACUUUGAUGAGUUUAUGGAGGCGCAGAAGUCCGAAGGUGGAGUCAAAACGGGGGAUAUCAAGAGUGCGUUUAAGGUGUUUGAUCUGGAUGGAAACGGAAAAAUAACGGCGGAGGAGCUGUUACAGGUGCUAAGGCAGCUAGGAGAGAGGUGUAGCUUAGAGGGUUGCCGGAAAAUGGUGAAAGGGGUGGAUGCGGACGGCGAUGGGAUGAUUGACGUUGAUGAAUUCAUGGGUCUAAUGACUCGGACCAUGAAAUUAGCAUAAAAUGUUAUCUCUAAAAUGUUUUACCAUAAAAAUUAUUGGUUCAAAUCACUUUUUACAUGAGUAGUAAUAUUUGAGCUACUUAUUAUUAGUGUGCAAGUUUUUACCACCAUUUGGUAGGAUUGCGGCAAUUCUAUCCUAUGCUGCUAAUAAAUGUAAUGAGGCAAAGUAUUCUAAAACAUUUCAUGUGAUUUUAAUUA